AUGUCCGAGCAAUCACGACGAACAUUACAGCCAUCUUCACUACCUAAUGCAGACUCCCUAUUCUGGCUAUGGGGAUACCAAGACGGCUCCUUGACGGACGCAAUGUCUGACCCGGAUAUGUUCCCGCAGCUCUCGACGUUGUUCACAGAGAGCAAUGCAGAAAGCCCAGUACCCGAAUGGAUGGAGAUGGGUUCUCGUCACUGCAUAGAUUUGUUGCAGUCUCCGCAGCCCUCGGCCAAUGAGCCAGAAGAGAACCAUGAUGGCACCGUGCCACGUCUUGCUUCCUCAACGACAGCUUCUCCUGCAAUGCACAACCCGCAUUCCACCGCGUCAGAAUCGUGCGAUUCGAGUACGCCAGCGCCCAUGGUGCAGCAAAUAUUGAAGCUCAUGGCCGAAAUUCAGAGCACGUUGGAUACGCUAGCAAGGAGCCGCUGGGCAUCACAAGAGAGUCAGGUUGACUUACAGGAAUAUCCCGUGGGGUCAGUUUUGUCCCUGGCCAACGCUUUUGAAAGGUUGCUUUGUUGCUUCCAGCGACCAGCACGCAAAGAUUCAGUAGAGAUUCCGCCUCGAGACAUGUGUGAGUCGCACGGCCACCGUCAAUACUCCACGCUGUCGCCCUCUGAUCAAAGGACUGUGACGCGAGAAGACGGUUCGUUCACGGAUACAUCUACCAUUCUGCUGCUUUUGAGCGGCUACUUGCAGCUAGAAAAUCUCUUGACGCUAGUAUUGACGCAGUUUGAAAGUUUUCUCCGCCGAGAGGACGACGCGUCGCUUGGUCACAACGCUACGGCCGCGGUGAGCAAAAGCGAUAGGCUUCGUCUAGGAGACCUCUCGUCAGCAUACGAGGGGUACGGCAAGAUCCUGCUAGCUGUUCAGCUGCUUUUGGAUGCAUUUCAACCUAUCGAAUCUUUGAUAGGGCUUCCCGAAUCUUUGCAAAUCCUGCCGAGAGGGGAAGCGGCCACCUGCAAUGUACAGGGACCAAGACAGCCCGAGCCGGCCUCCUGCAUAUUUGAAUCCAAAUUGACACAAUAUAUUCUUUUACAAAGAAAUGGCCAAGAUGCUGGAAAUCAUGGUCUUUUGUCGGCAAAAGCGCAUUGGCUACGGAUGCUCUUACGAGACAGGAUGAGCUUGGGUUGGCACAACAGUGCAGCAAAUGUUAGAGGGGGCACGCUAGACUGA
Molecule: messenger RNA, 1179 nt
Organism: Penicillium expansum
Lineage: Eukaryota; Fungi; Ascomycota; Eurotiomycetes; Eurotiales; Aspergillaceae
Exons: 1
Coding region: 1-1179 (392 amino acids)
Source: RefSeq, a predicted model, not a curated record